CAAACGAAAAAAUAAAAUGGCGACUGACUAUCACAAUGGGAAGUUAAGUGAGGAUGAGACCUCUGAGAGUGAUGCUAAUGUUCCAGAAGUGGAGGAGGAUAUCGAAAUAGAAGAAGAGGUAGAAUCAGACUUUCAAAUUACAAAGGAGAAGAAAAAACAUAAACACAAACACAAAAGCAAAAACAAACAUAAACAUUCCAAGAGUGAAAAGAGAGAUGAAAAGAAAAAGCAUAAGCACAAAAAGAAGAAGAGCAAAUCAAGUCGAAGUGAAAAAGAAGGACGUACAUCUAAAAAAAUGAAAAUUGAUGACUCUGUUGAUUUAGAGAAGCUAGAAGCUGCAAGAGAAGCUUUAAAAGAGGUUCUACAGUCAGAAAGCAAUGGGAACAUAAUCAAUUCAAAUCCUAUGGAUUUGAUAGCACAGGGAUAUGCAGGGUCUGAUUCAGAGGAAGAAGGAGAGGUUGAUUAUGAAGAAACACAAAAAGAGAAAAAGAAAAAACAAGAAUGGAAUAUUUUACAAAAUAUCAUCAAGGAAAAAAAGAGAGCUGAAGAAGAAGCAGAAAAAAGAGAGAAGCAAAAGGUCCAAGAAGAGAGCGGGGACUCGGACUGUGAGAUUGUGUCUGUGACAGAGGCAACUCGUAAAAUGCCCCCUUUAAGACCUCAUAGCAGUCUGUCUAAAGAAAACAGAAAGUCAGAGAAGAGUAGGAGGGAUUCUGAUCGUAGAGAAAAAGACAGAAGAAGAACAUCUGAGUCUGAAGAUGCAGUCAGAAGGGAUGAACGAAGAAGGAAAGAACGGAGCAGUGAAAGACAACGAAGGUCUAGAGAAAGGGAGAUGAGAGAUAAUCGUUCUAGAGAGAGAGAGUAUACAGAGCACAGAGCUAGGGACAGGGAACACAUUUCCAGAGAGAGGGAGCAAAGAUCAAGAGAUAGAAGAGCCUCCCUCAGUAGGGAGAGAAGCAGGGAUAUUGGCAGAGAGAGAAGAAGUCGAUCUCCAGUUCAGAGAAGCUCUGAGAGGUCCAGAGAUGCAGACAGAGUAAAAGAGGGAAUGAGUUCUAGAGAGAAGUUUAGGGAAGAACGGCGUAUUGAGGAAGAGAGGAGAAGACGAGAGGAUGAGGAAAGAGGAAGACGAGAUGAUGAUGACAGAAGAUUAAGAGAUGACAGAAGGGAUAGAGACAGAAGAUCUCCAAGACGUAGGUCAACUGAAAGAGGGCGACAUGACAGAAGUAGAUCAAGGGACAGAAGAAGAAGCAGGAGAAGUAGAUCCAGAGAACGCAGAAGGAGGGAGGAGGAUAAAUUCAAAGGCAGCUUGUCUGAGGGUAUGGCUCUACACCAGGACUCAGAUGAGGAGGUUAAUAUUGACAUACCAGAUGAUGAUGAUGAUGAUGAAGAUACUUUGAUAGAAAAGAGAAGAAAGCAAAGAGAAGCCCUUUUACAGCGUUUGAAGAAUGAAGGAGAAGACAGCAUGACAUCUGCACCUUCACCUAAGCCACCUUCACCUGAACCAUUACCUUCUGGCCCCCAGUCACCCUCCCCAUCUCCAUCCAGGUCAAGGUCAUUCUCCAGGUCAAAGUCAAGGUCACGAUCAGAGUCACGCUCCAGAUCAAGGUAUCGCUCUUCUUCCAGAAGUUCCAGUUCUGACAGCAGUUCAAGCUCCAGUUCAGAUUCUGAGGAAGAGGCCUAUAAAUAUAAGAAAGGGUCCAGAAGUCAAGACUCUCGCAGAAAUAGGAGAAAGAUGAGGAGUCCAGAUUCUUUCCAGGGAAGUCAAAAAUCCAGGAGUCCUUAUUCUUACAGAGGUAGAAAGGGAUCAAGUAGUCCUGAAUCAGAAAGAUCCAAAAGGAAAUCUGCAAGUCCUGACAAAAACAGUGAAAGGAAAUAUGACAAAGUAAAACCAGAGGAGAAAUCUGCUAAGGCAGAUCAAGGAAGCAAAGACACCAAACUAGAGAUGGAGCCACCUUUAAAAGAUGGUGAAAAGAAAAAGUCGAAGACUGACAUGUUUGCAGAUACUCAAGACAUGUUCAGUGAUGCUUACGCUUUGGGAAGUCCAAGUACAGUGGCGAAAUUCACUGGUCCUGUGGUUGAGAAUCCCACUUUGAUUGACAACUGGGAUGAUGCAGAGGGUUACUACAGGGUGAGAAUUGGUGAGAUGUUGGACAAAAGGUACUCAGUUUAUGGGUACACUGGACAAGGUGUGUUCAGCAAUGUGGUCCGUGCCAGGGACGAAGCUCGAGGAAACAUGGAGACUGCCAUCAAAAUCAUCAGGAACAAUGAAAUCAUGCACAAAACUGGUUUGAAGGAACUGGAAUUCCUUAGAAAGCUCAAUGAUGCUGACCCUGAUGAUAAAUUUCACUGCCUCCGCCUAUAUCGACAUUUCUUCCAUAAAAAUCAUCUUUGUUUGGUGUUUGAAUCGCUUAGCAUGAAUUUGAGGGAAGUAUUGAAGAAGUAUGGGAAGGACAUAGGUCUCCAUGUCAAGGCCGUCAGAUCGUACUGUCAACAGCUGUUUCUGGCCCUGAAACAUCUGAAGAGGAACAGUAUCCUUCAUGCUGAUAUCAAGCCUGAUAAUAUUCUGGUAAAUGAGAGUAAAUUACAGCUUAAGUUGUGUGACUUUGGCUCAGCAUCCCAUGUGUCAGAAAACGACAUCACACCUUACCUCGUCAGUCGAUUCUACAGAGCUCCCGAAAUCAUUAUUGGUAUGGGGUAUGACCAUAGUGUGGACUUAUGGUCUGUGGGAACAACUAUAUUUGAGCUGUACACUGGCAAGAUCUUGUUUCCAGGACAGUCUAACAAUGAAAUGCUCAAGUUUAUGAUGGACCUGAAGGGCAAGUUCCCCAAUAAAAUCAUCAGAAAGGGUAUGUUUAGGGAUCAACAUUUUGACAGCAACUACAACUUCCUGUACCACGAGGUGGAUAAGGUCACACACAGGGAGAAGGUGUCGGUCCUCAGUACCAUCAGUGCCAGUAAGGAUCUCCUCGCAGAGCUGAUCGGAUAUCAGCGCCUCCCCGAGGAUCAGAUGAAGAAAGUCAAACAGCUGAAGGACCUGUUGGAGUCAACCCUCAUGUUAGACCCGAGUAAACGGAUCUCCAUCAACCAGGCUCUGACACACCCUUUUAUACAGGAGAGACUGUGAUAAUUUACUGUAUGUCAGGGCGGGGGGAUAGGUUGUAGUGGUACUGAAAAGUUGUGUGCACAUUGAGAAGGAGAAUACACAAUGAUGCUGUGUUACUGUAAGCUGAAGAAAGAAAGAGUGGAGAACCUUGAGAAAAAAGAAACUUAUUUUGUAGUGCUUGAAAUUUACAGAUUCCAUUGUUAAUUAUAUGCGUGAUCAUUUUGACAGUAUCAGAAUAUUUUUAUGGUGAAGUCAUGAAAAGGAACACGACUGAAACUAUCUUAUUCUUGUAAAUACUGAUUGACUUGAAAAUGUUAGAAUGUAUAUGAUAUGUUUUACAUUUCAGUAUGAGCCACUAGGCUAGAGGCUCUAUUGCUCUGUGGCAGGGAACACUAGCUUGGUAUAUUUUAAAGACAGAAUGGUAAAAUACACUACAGAUAAAGUUUGCUCCUGAUAGCUUCAUCUCUAAAUUUCAAAGAUAAGUGCAAAUCAAGAUGUAGAUAUUUUCCCGCUGAAUUGCAAUAAGUAUAACCUGAAAAAAAAAGAUUUUUGACCAUAAGACUUCACAGCAUUUUCCUCCCAAUUUCCAUGCUCAUCAUAAGAUAAUGAAAUUAGCCAAUUAAUAGUAAGAAUUAUGUAUUCUAUUUGACAGAUUAGAGAUAUAUUUUAUUAAGUUCAUUUUGUAACAUAUUAUUUACCUUAUAUACAUGUAAUUAUCAUGUAAUGUGUUUGUUAUGUAAACCUUUGUAGUUUGAAAUGAAAUAAAUUUCUGAUGUCACUGUUUCUCUUCAUGUAGGCCUUAACAAGACAGUUAGGAAAGGCUGCUGAGUUUCUCACAGGGGUUUUGUGGUAAUAAAUGUUUCUUGACUUUUUGCAUUUAAUAUUUAAUUCCUACAUGUAUAAGCUCCCUGAACAUUGACUUUUGCCCUUUUUACCUAUGACGGACUCGCAUGACACACGACAUGAAUUAUUCAUAUGCAAGAAAAUAUGUAUUAACUGAGAAAGUUUUUUUUUUUCUAGCAUUAAAAUCUUGACAUUUUCUAAACAAAUUGCUUUUUUCUUUGCAUCCUGUAUUGGAGAGAGUUUGAGACACAUCUCAAUGAGUCAGACCAGUCAGUUGAAAGCUGGGAACAAGUUGAACCAUUUAUUCACAAGUUGAACCACCUGUGGAGGAAAAUUCAACUGCUCACGUAACAUACAAAAAAUCAUGUAUGACAACCAAAAAUAGUUGUUCAAAUAAUUUUAGAAAUAAAAAAUGUACUUGACUGUGAAGAAUUCAGGUUUUUUAAAGCAAUCUCUUUACAACAAAGAAUCCAGCAAUAUGUACCUAUAUGAUGGAAAUGGAAGUAACUAGAUGCUCAUGGAAGAAUUAAAAGGAACAUAAGCAUCAAAAGUUGCUAGUACAUGUAACAAAUAUUAUUGCAGUGGGAAAAUGAAUUGGAUUUUAUUGAAAGUACAGAUAGUAAAUUUUGGGAAAAUGGUCCUUUAAAUUAAAGUUUGAACAAGUUAGCAAAGAAAAGGUAUGACCAGUGGGUUAGAAAUUCCUUGGAAUGCUGAAGUAAGUAUUUAAUUGUGAUGAGGGUUAUACUUUUGUGCAUUGUAAUGAAAUAUUGUUUUUAUUUUGUAGAUAGGCAAUUCCAGCUGUUAGAAGAGGAGUUAGCAUUUCAAGGUUAUAAUAAGAUUGAGUAACACAGUGUGAUAUAUAACUUUGUCGUAUUCAAGGGGGAAAUUGGAAACCAUGAAAAGAAAUCUUAGUAUUUUUAUAUAUUACACUGAAGAACAUCAUAGAAGGAGCAGAGAAGCCCAUAGUAUUGGUUUCAGGAUCAGUAUAAUGAAGCAGAUAAAAUUUGAAUAUUAAAGUAAUUUAUCUAGUAUGUUGGAAUUUUAGUAAGACAUUCUCUUUUCUGUUUGCUAUGAUAAGUGUUGAUGUACAUUGUAAAGUAUUGAGAGGACCAAACAAGGAAGAGUGGCAGGUACCAAACUCAUCUUUUAUGGGGAGGGAGAGGGGGCACCUCUAGAUGUCAUUUUAAUAAUUCCAGGCUGUGUGUUAUUGUGUUUUUGCUUUCUUUGUGUAAGAAAAUCUAGUGUACCAUUGAUGCUGAUAAAGUAAUACAUAUAGUGUUUUCAAAUUGAUAUUCCAAAAAGGUGGCGGUGUCCCACUGAGCGAGUUUUAAUAAUUUCAUUUCAGAUGCCAGACCAAGGUGUAGCAUUAUAUUCAUUUUGAAGUAAACAUUGAUAUACACGUAUAUUGAACCAUUUUGAUAUUUCCAGGUAAGCCUACUAUCCACAUAUUCUUAUGACUCUUGGAAAAAGGAAGAGUUGUCAGCCAUUCCUAUAGUGAUGGAUAUCUAUCUCAUUUGUGUUGCGUAGUGAUCCAUGUGCAUAUUGCAGAAAAAGAACUAAAAAUAUGGAGUUGGAGAACUCUAAAAACAAAUUAGAUAUACAUUUGCUGUUGAGCUCUGUGUGGUAAUGUUAUAUGUAUGUAUGUAUUUUCAUAAAUUACAAAUACAAUGUGUUAAUUUGAA
Messenger RNA from Saccostrea echinata, 5625 nucleotides. Its product is annotated as serine/threonine-protein kinase PRP4 homolog. The transcript has 15 exons. The record is from RefSeq and is a predicted model, not a curated record. Gene Ontology annotation, biological process: peptidyl-serine phosphorylation; peptidyl-threonine phosphorylation; mRNA cis splicing, via spliceosome. The coding region runs from base 17 to 3121 and encodes 1034 amino acids. Gene Ontology annotation, molecular function: ATP binding; protein serine/threonine kinase activity. Lineage: Eukaryota; Metazoa; Mollusca; Bivalvia; Ostreida; Ostreidae.